UUCAUUCUAAACACAAAUAAUAUUCCUACUACUACUUGUUUGAAAAACAAACAUGGCUAUCUUCUCAUUUACAAAACUGUCACUUCUUGUUUUGUUUUCAAUUUCCCUCCUGGCCUGCACCUCAUUGGCUCGCGAUCAUUCCAUCGUGGGAUACUCCUCUGAUGACUUGACAUGCAUCGAUAAGCUCAUCAAUCUCUUCGAGAAAUGGAUGGAUAAACACGGCAAGAUUUACAAGAGCAUUGAGGAGAAACUGCAUAGGUUUGAGAUUUUCAAGGAGAAUUUGAAGCAUAUCGAUGAGAGGAAUAAGAUUGUUACCAACUAUUGGCUUGGUCUUAACGAAUUUUCUGAUUUGAGCCAUGAUGAGUUCAAGAAAACGUAUUUGGGACUUAGAGUUGAUCAAGAUUUGCUCAACAAAAGAGAACAAUUAUCUCAAGAAGAAUUUGAAUACAGAGAUUUUGUUGAUCUGCCUAAGGCUGUUGAUUGGAGGAAAAAAGGUGCCGUUACACCUGUGAAGAACCAGGGUCAAUGUGGUAGUUGUUGGGCAUUUUCAACUGUAGCAGCAGUAGAGGGAAUAAACCAAAUAAAGACAGGGAAUUUGACAUCUUUGUCUGAACAAGAGCUGAUAGACUGUGACACAACUUAUAACAAUGGUUGCAAUGGUGGCCUAAUGGAUUAUGCUUUUCAAUUCAUUGUAUCUAAUGGUGGUCUUCACAAAGAGGAUGACUAUCCUUACCUCAUGGAAGAAGGCACUUGUGAUGAAAAAAGAGAUGAAUCUGAGGUUGUCACUAUUGAUGGUUACCGUGAUGUCCCAGCCAAUGAUGAGCAAAGUCUAUUGAAAGCACUUGCUAACCAACCUUUGAGUGUGGCUAUUGAAGCUUCAACUAGAGAUUUCCAAUUCUACAGUGGGGGUGUGUUCGAUGGGCAUUGUGGAACAGAUUUGGAUCAUGGAGUGUCAGCAGUAGGAUAUGGAUCUAUAAAAGGAGCAGAUUACAUCAUUGUGAAGAAUUCAUGGGGCCCAAAAUGGGGAGAAAAGGGGUUUAUUAGGAUGAAGAGAAAUACAGGCAAGCCAGAAGGCCUUUGUGGUAUUAACAAGAUGGUCUCUUUCCCAACCAAAAAGAAUUGAAACAACAAAAAUAGUAGCUACUUUCUAAAUGUAAUUUUUCUGAAUUAAUGUUUUGUUUCUGAUUCAACAAACAUUAUUUCUGUAUCUUUUAUUAACAAACACUCUACGUACGAUGUAGUAAUAAAUUUCUCAAUAAAUUAAUGUUUUUUUUUUC
This is a messenger RNA of Capsicum annuum, 1277 nucleotides long. Its product is annotated as cysteine protease XCP1. Gene Ontology annotation, cellular component: lysosome. Gene Ontology annotation, molecular function: cysteine-type endopeptidase activity. Lineage: Eukaryota; Viridiplantae; Streptophyta; Magnoliopsida; Solanales; Solanaceae. The transcript is spliced from 4 exons. The record is from RefSeq and is a predicted model, not a curated record. Bases 53 to 1123 code for a protein of 356 amino acids.